Molecule: messenger RNA, 1234 nt
Organism: Dothidotthia symphoricarpi CBS 119687
Lineage: Eukaryota; Fungi; Ascomycota; Dothideomycetes; Pleosporales; Dothidotthiaceae
Exons: 2
Coding region: 75-1013 (312 amino acids)
Source: RefSeq, a predicted model, not a curated record
UUCACAUCAUUUUCGUCGAUCCCUACACCUACACGAUCUGCAUACCGGCAACUACACCACAUCUUUGCAUCACGAUGCCAUUGGAACAGGCCAAUGCCGUGCGCGGUGCCCAGCGCCACUCGCUCACCACUUCGAAGUCAUACCACGAUACUGUCAUCAGCAAGCCUGCAAGUCCAGAUAUUCCUCCAACCGAUGGUGGAUGCCAUUUCUUUGGUCUGUCAGGCGAACUUCGCAACACCGUCUACGCCUACGCACUCUCCAUGCCUGGCUCUGUUCGCUACAGCUGUGGUAAGGAUGGUGUUGGAAGAAUGCAAGAGCAGGCCAGCGUUGAGAGAGACGUGUCGCCAGGUCCGAGGCGGAAGGCAGGUACGACCCUGGAAGUCAAUCAAUUGAAGUACGUCAACAAGCAGCUUUACGAGGAAACACACGGCCUGGUCCUUCGAUAUAAUGAUCUGGUCUUCGCCACAGUCAGCGAGCUCGCAAAAUUUCUCAACAGCUGUCCGGAGUCUUACUACCGUCGCUUUCGCCUCAUUGAUGUUCAACGGGGCAUCUUCCGCCUCAUUGAUGUUCGACAGGGUAUCUCCCCCCCGGGAGAGGUUCACCAUUUGACGGCCGGUGCUGAGACGAUUGAAGGAGUAUUUCAGUUCUGUCGACAGAAUCCUUAUUGUCUUGUUCGUGACCAUCAUCCCUGCCUAGACGCUCGUGGCUACGGGUUUUGCCUCAAGGCAGGCUAUCUCCAACUAAUGGCCCGGAAAAACACUCAGAUCCUGGACAACACUUUCGUUUCGGAUUUCGUUCGUUACGCGGUGCACAGGUACAGGGAUUGCGCAGAGGACGAAAACCUCGACGAUGUACCUGGAAACAUCCCAGAAAAUUUUCGCUUUUUUCCCUCAUGCAAGGAGUUUGAUACGUACAUUACCCGCGUGAUGGACAGCCUUGAAGCUUCGGGUAUAGGCAAGUCCGUCGAAGAAGUGAUGGAGGUUGUCAGAGAUAUUUUCGAGCACGGCAUCUAGGGUAUCACAGAAGAAGUCAUUUGGAGCAAACAGCUGAUCACAAGAUGAUCAUGGAAAGCUCUAUGGAGAAGCUUGAAGAUUACGAAAGGGAUCGUGAAGCUUGAGAGCGGGCACAUAAUACAGACAGUCCAUGACCUCAAUGCCUAUGAUCAAUGCAUCAUUUGUGACUGCGGUAGGAAGAAACGAAAUUGAGAUAGCUUGAACCAAAGAUAUAUUCAAGC